Molecule: messenger RNA, 1083 nt
Organism: Maudiozyma saulgeensis
Lineage: Eukaryota; Fungi; Ascomycota; Saccharomycetes; Saccharomycetales; Saccharomycetaceae
Source: the annotation of a GenBank genome assembly
AUGACUAGUAAGGAAGAUUUCCAGCAGAUACUACUAUUACCUAAGGAUGUGAACCCUACAACGCCGACAACGACUACACUUUCAUUGUGUCAUCCAUCACUUACCUCCGGAAAACCAUCUCUCGAGUUAUUGAUACACGAGGACAAGAUCUAUCAUUUUGAUCAAUAUACAUUCCGUAGUAAAUACCUUGUAGAUGCAAAUCAUACUGGUCCACGUCGUAUUGUGACUGCAAGAGACACUUCUUCACAAGAAGUAACCUCUGCAAGAUCUGUCUUUGUCAUUAAUUCUAACUCACGUGAGGAUGGUUUGAUACUCUCUAGGGAUACGUUGAAAUUGUUAUUAGUGUAUGAUAUUACGUAUAGUUUGAUUGCAGCAUAUUGUAAAGCCCAGAACGAUCCCAUGACAUCGAAGGAAAAAGAUUAUUUGACAACCGCUUCACCUUCUUCUUCUUCACAAAGUAACAAUGAGAGUGAUCGAUUCUUGACGAUCAGAGACUAUAGAGAUAUGUUAAUAGAGCAAGAUAGUUCCGAAUGGAAUCACAUACCGAUGUCUAUUAUAGAGAACAAACUUUGUUUAAUAAGUGAACAAAUUACGGAAUGUGAUGAAUUGUAUUAUAAGACCACAUUAAUAUCGAUCGUAAGGUAUUUAAUUACGGAAAAGAUUUGUAAGAUGUAUUCAUCAUUCCCUGAAUCAAUCCCAAUUCCAAGUCAAUGGCCAACCGAUAUACAAAAAAGCAUGAAAAUUGUCAGGUGUUGUCAGUUAUUAAUAUCUUUAUUACCUCGACGAAUCUACGAAGCAUUGACACAAGAGGAUACCAUUGUUGUACUAACCAUUGAUGAUGAUAAAUUAAGUGUCAAAAAAUGUUUCACUAAGGUAGAAAAAUACAGAGAUUCGACCGCAGUCAGUGAACAGGAACGUAAAUUAUUAGCUCAGAGUGCCAUGCAAGUCGGAUUAUCUAAUGGAUCAGCUGUCAAAAAGACUGGUAAUAAGAUUAAAAAACCAUCAAUUACUAAGAAAUCUGUCACUAAGAAGAAAGUCACAGUGGGAAAAGGUGCCAUAGAUGGGUUCUUCAAGAAACGUUAA